This is a messenger RNA of Astyanax mexicanus (Mexican tetra), 2268 nucleotides long. RefSeq names its product solute carrier family 6 member 18. Gene Ontology annotation, cellular component: plasma membrane. Gene Ontology annotation, biological process: sodium ion transmembrane transport. Bases 71 to 1960 code for a protein of 629 amino acids. The transcript is spliced from 12 exons. The record is from RefSeq and is a predicted model, not a curated record. Lineage: Eukaryota; Metazoa; Chordata; Actinopteri; Characiformes; Acestrorhamphidae.
UUAAAGAUCAGAGCAACUAAAGGUGAGGAACAGAGAGAACACAUUUCUAAAGAGCAGGACGAGCGAAAGGAUGGAGAUCUCUGAGAAAAACACCAAAGACGAUAGUAAAGAUCCCGAGCAGAACCAGGGUCCAGAGGAAUCCGCACAGAGUGACCAGAGGCCCAAGUGGGACAAUAAAGUCCAGUAUCUGCUGACCUGCAUUGGAUUUGCCGUUGGUUUAGGAAAUGUGUGGCGCUUUCCUUACCUGUGCCAGGUGUACGGAGGGGGAGCGUUCCUGAUCCCGUACCUUAUAGCGCUGGUGUUUGAGGGUCUGCCACUCCUUCACAUGGAACUGGCCAUUGGACAGAGACUCCGCAUGGGCAGCAUUGGAGUGUGGAAAUCUAUCUCACCUUACUUAGUGGGAGUAGGUGUAGCUUCUAUGACUGUGUCGUUUUUGGUGGGGCUGUUUUACAACACCAUACUGGCCUGGGUUCUGUGGUACUUCUUCCACUCCUUCCAAAACCCACUGCCCUGGGAGCACUGCCCAGUCAACGCCAACCAGACAGGUUAUUUGGAGGAGUGUGAGAAGAGCACUGCUGUGAAUUACUUCUGGUACAGAGACACGCUUAACAUCACCCCCAACAUCGAGAUCAGUGGAGAUCCGCAGUGGUGGCUGGUGGUGUGUUUAGCCUCAGCCUGGUGUAUCGUCUACAUCUGCUUCAUCCGUGGCAUUGAGACCAUCGGAAAGGCCAUAUACGUUACGGCUACGUUUCCUUACCUGGUGUUGACGAUCUUUCUGGUGCGGGCGUUAACUCUACCGGGCGCUACCAUCGGCCUGCGCCACCUCUUUACCCCAAACUGGGAAACUCUAAAGAACCCAACAGUGUGGCUGGACGCCGCCACCCAGAUUUUUUUCUCUCUGUCUCUGGCUUUCGGAGGCCUCAUCGCGUUUUCCAGUUAUAACCCACAAAAGAACAACUGUGAGCGAGACGCUCUGAUAGUGGGAUGCAUCAACAGCGCUACUUCCAUCUAUGCCUCCAUUCCCAUUUUUGCCAUUCUGGGGUUUAAAGCUCUGUCCAAUUAUAACGACUGCUUAAACGGAAACAUCCAGCAGCUGACUAACACCUUCAACAUCCCCGAUAUGAACAUAACCCUAGAGAACUAUUACCAGCGCCUGUCAGAUCUGAACGCCUCAUAUCCAUACCAGGUGGGGCAGCUCAGCCUGAAGACUUGCAACCUCCAGGCCCUACUUGAUCAGAGUGCCUCGGGCACCGGCCUGGCCUUCAUUGUGUUCACAGAGGCGGUGAUAAAGAUGCCUGGGUCGCAGGUGUGGGCCGUCCUCUUCUUCAUCAUGCUCUUCAGCCUGGGCCUCUCCUCAAUGUUUGGGAACAUGGAGGGGGUCCUGACCCCACUGCUGGACCUGCACCUCAUACCCACAUGGAUCCCUAAAGAGAUCUUCACAGGUCUGAUGUGUCUGGUCUCCUUCACCGCGGGGCUAGUCUUCACUCUGGGCUCGGGGAACUACUGGCUGGGAAUAUUUAAUAACUAUGUGGGCUCACUGCCCCUGCUGGUCAUCGCUUUCUUCGAGAUCACAGCUGUCAUCUACAUCUAUGGAGCCAAGAGGUUCAGUGAUGAUGUGGAGUGGAUGACAGGACACAGGCCUAACCUGUACUGGCAGGCCACAUGGCGGGUGAUCAGUCCACUAAUGCUCCUGGUGGUCUUCCUGGCCUACGUGGUGGUACAAGCCCGAAAGAAUCCCACCUACGAAGCGUGGAACCCAAACUAUGUGGGGUUUCCUGCUCCAGAGGUUUUAACUUAUCCAGGCUGGGUCUACUCCAUCUGCAUCCUCCUGGCUGCUGUGCCCUGCUUACUCAUACCACUGGGGAUGCUAUACCAGUUGGUGCAGUUCUUACGGAAAUGUAUAGUGGACAGACGUGCGAAGAACCCGUAUGAUAAUGAAGGAUACAUGGUGGACACAUAGAGAUAUAUCAGGAUAUACUGUACAACCACUGACAAAAACCCUGGGGGUUCUAGGAAUGAGCAUGGAACCCCUAAAUCAACCACUGACCUCCUGUAAAAAUACAAUACCUCUUCCUAAAGAAAUGCUGACUUCUGUUUAAAUUAUUUUGGCUUAAAAUAGAACCAUAUUAGAAAAGAGAUGUGUGUAUGAAGAAUCUUUAAAGGUUUAAAGAAGAUGACGCCAAUGUUCCUUAGCAAUGUAAAGGUUCUUGUCACUAUUAGGGACAGUAUGGAAAAUGCCAAAAUAAAAUGCAUUUCUCAUGGUUUUAA